Leptopilina heterotoma is the source of this 821-nucleotide messenger RNA. It is a transcript of the gene Sod1, whose product is annotated as superoxide dismutase [Cu-Zn]. Lineage: Eukaryota; Metazoa; Arthropoda; Insecta; Hymenoptera; Figitidae. The record is from RefSeq and is a predicted model, not a curated record. Gene Ontology annotation, biological process: removal of superoxide radicals. The transcript is spliced from 4 exons. The coding region runs from base 230 to 685 and encodes 151 amino acids. Gene Ontology annotation, molecular function: copper ion binding; superoxide dismutase activity.
ACUGCUGCGCAGUUUCUGUGUCGUGUGCAAGAAGCCGGUGUGCAACAAGAAUAUUCCAAUUAUUUAACGCAAGUGUAAAGUACAUUUUUACAUUUAAUUUGCAAUUGGUGACUCAGCAUAAUCAUCAAUUUCUUGCCAUUACACUGAAUACGUAGGCGACAGUCUAACCAGUUUCCUACCGUCUAUCAGUUUACUUUUUAAAGGAAUAUUUCUUUUUUUUCCCCAAAAAAUGGCGAUUAAAGCAGUUUGUGUUUUGCAAGGAGAGGUCAAAGGAACCGUAUUUUUUGAAGAAGCCGGAGACUCUGUCAAGGUCACCGGUGAAGUUACAGGAUUAAAAAAAGGAUUGCACGGUUUUCAUAUUCACGAAUUUGGUGAUAAUACCAAUGGUUGCACGAGUGCUGGACCACAUUUUAAUCCGUCUGGAGUGGAACAUGGUGGACCAACUGAUUCUGUUCGUCACAUUGGCGACUUGGGAAAUGUAGAAGCAGGCAGUGAUGGUGUUGCAAAAGUCAACAUAUCCGAUAAACAAAUUCAACUCAAGGGAAAUAAUAAUAUAAUUGGAAGAACUCUCGUUGUUCACGGUGACCCUGACGAUUUGGGCAAAGGUGGACACGAAUUAUCAAAAACCACUGGUAACGCUGGUGCUCGUUUGGCCUGUGGUGUUAUCGGCAUCACCAAAAACUGACUUAAAACUGAUAAAAAUUCAAAACUCUAAAUAAUCUACUUACAAAUUGUUGUAUAAUUAUAAAUGUAACUAAUCAGAAGUCUAGUUCUAAGGCAGUGGUUGUAAAAAAUAAAUCAUUCCUUCUUAUUCAUUGUAA